Messenger RNA from Caenorhabditis sp. 36 PRJEB53466, 2857 nucleotides. The record is from the annotation of a GenBank genome assembly. NCBI's taxonomy places the organism in Eukaryota, Metazoa, Nematoda, Chromadorea, Rhabditida, Rhabditidae.
AUGGACUCAAUCUCCCUACUGGUAGGUCCGCCUCCGAACGCAACCAAGGCCCUCAGCCAGGACGAUUUCGAUGCGCGCUACAAUUUCGCAAAGUAUCGCAAGAAGAAGACGAACUCGGAGCUGAUUCGUCAGUUUCUGGUCGGCGACAACUGGCUGCUCUACCAGGCGCCCAACUCGUGGACCCAGAUCUUGCCCAUCACCACGUGGAUCAACAAGUACCACGUGAAGGACUCGCUAGGCAAAGACAUUCUCGGCGCGCUCUACCUUUCGCUGCUCGUGCUCCCGCAGGCCAUCGGCUACGGCGUGCUCAUCAACGACGUUCCGGCGGCCGUCUGGUCGUUGUUCAUCCCUCAAAUCGUGUACGCCUUCUUUGGCAGCGCCCAGCACUCCUCGCUCGGCGCCCUCUCUUACACCGCCAUAAUGGUGUACGCGAGCGUCGAGUACAGCCAAUCGCACCUCUCCUCCAUCUCGCUCUGCUGCGCGCUCAUUCAAAUGAUGCAGUUUCUGCUGCCGCUCGAGUUCAUCUUCUCCUACAUUUCCACGUCGGCGCUCUCCGGCUUCUCCGUCGGCCUCUUCGUCCGCAUCGUUUUCCGCUUCUUGCCACAGUUCUUGGUUUUCCGAGGACACGACUGCAAGAGCACCACAGCCGUCGGCCUUCUGCUGCCCAACACCACGAACGAUGUGAAACGAGUGCUCCAGUGCUUCUACGCCGCCGUUCCGUGCUUACGGUAAGUCCAGAAGGCCUCCUUCCUCCCAGACGAAGAUCCCUUGCAGAUCCGCUGACACUUUGCUCAUCAUCGCCACCGUCGUCGCCGUGCUCAUUUUUGUCCUCUUCAAAUGGCGUCUCUCACGUCUUCUCGGCUCGCGCAUCGGCUUCAGUGUGCCGCACGAGUUCUUCGUCCUACUCGCCGUCACCCUCAUCAUCUUAUUCUUCCAACCGACACCGUUCACCACCUCCAAAAUCGACGUCUCGCUCCCAAAGAUCGGCGUGUGGCGCCUGCCGAGUUGGGCGACGCUCUGCGAUUCGUUCGCCAUCUCCAUCUACACGAUGACGUCGCACAUGCAGAUCACCAAGUCGAUUGCCGAGGAGAAGAUGUACAAGGUGCACCGGAAGCAGGAGCUCUUCUGCUUCUCCAUCAUCUCCUUCCUCUCCUCGCUGUUCGGCCUUCUGCCGCCGUCGAGCAGCUACGGCAGAUCGCAAGUUAACAUUGAGAGCUCCAAAUUCUCGCUGGUGGCCAACGUGCUCUCGUUGAUUCCCACCAUUCUCAUGAUCCACUUUGGCUCGCCGCUGUUCAGUGCGCUUCCUGUCGUGAGUAAUCUUCGCUGUUCGGCACACAAUUUGCAGCAUCUUGCUUGUUGAUCGGCGUUGCUUCUCUGUUCAAAAAUUUCGAUAAUGUAUAUCAGCUGCCUGAAGAGAUAUCAACAAAAAAAAGUCAAUUGAUAAAAUGUGCAAUAUAUCGUUCUCAGCAAUUUAUCAGUUAACAAUUUUUCGAUAUCUCUACCGGCAGCUGAGAUACAUUGUCUUGAUGGAACGGUCUCCAAACUUUGGUUGAGGUGCCAAAUUACGUACUCUAAACCUGAUUUUCCGAAAAAUUGAUCUACUACACUUAUACACAACUUUUCAUGUUCUAUCUAGUGGUGUAAGAGGCUUAAACCGAAAUUCACUAAUUUCUCAAAAAAAAACGUUCCUUUCCAGUGCGCGAUCGGCGUGAUGAUAAUGUGUUCGUUCAACGGCUGGUUCAGCGAUCUCAAAUCUAUUCGCGAGACAUUUUACUCGUCAACCUGGGAUGCUGUGAGUCCCCUCAACAACUUAAAACCAAUCAUAAAUCUACUCUAGAUCCUCGCGGUGGCCGCUCUGGCCAGUGCGCUCGUCUUUCCGAACGUGUGCACCGGCUUCAUCUUCAUGCUCUUCUGCUCCGUGUUCGCCGUCUCGCUCAAAGUUCAAUGGCCGCAUAUGGACGUGCUCGCCAAACUGUCCGACAAUCAUUUCGCCGAGGAGAAUCGGUUAGUCAAUUCAAAAUUCUAUAGUGCUCAGCUGAACACGUUCAGGUACGAAGGCGAUUGUCUGGAUACUCCGGUCCGAAUCAUCAAACUCAGCGGCCCGAUGCUUUCUGUCAAUUGCGAAAGUGUUCGAGCGGAGCUGUUCAAGCAGGCGGUCGUCGUCAAAGGGCUAAUCGGAAUCGGCAUCGGCACUCGGACCGCCUCGCUUCGCAGUCAGUGUCCGUCGGCUAUCGGGCCAAAGGUAGGGGAUUGUCCGAAUCUAUUAACGUUUCCUUCUAACACCUCCUCAGCUCCGCCCCUUUUGCAGUACUCAAUUCAGGAGAGCGUGACCGCGCGUGAAUCUGUCAACCUAUCCGCCAACAUCACAAUCAUCCAAGAAUGCGAUGUGUCCGUCACCCGUCCGCCCUCCGAAGGCCCCCCGAUCGUUCGCUUUCUCGUACUGUCGUUCAACGGAGUCACCGCCAUCGACAAGGACAUGCUCACGUGUCUGUCACAGGUCAGUGAGGAUUCUAGGCUACGGUCAGACUAAAAUUUUUCAGGUCUAUGGCGAUUUGAACAGUGAAAACAUCAAAAUCCUAAUGUCCGGAGUACCGGCGUUUGUCCGCGACUCGAUGGAACUGCUCGGCUUCUACAACACCGUCCCGCGCGCCCAAUUCUUUCCCAACGUUCAAGAGGCGCUCCUCUCGGCCCGCAAUACCGUACUCCCGUUCCAUAUGAGGUCAGUAAGCAAGAAUUCAAUCUAAUCCCAAGAAAAACUUUCAGUGUCUCAAUGAACGGCUAUCGUGAUGUGAUCGCACUCUCGUGUGCCGCUUCCAACAUCGAUUUGAAUCGACAACCGUCGCCGGAAGCCGUCUGA